Messenger RNA from Petromyzon marinus (sea lamprey), 2091 nucleotides. Its product is annotated as calpain-5-like. NCBI's taxonomy places the organism in Eukaryota, Metazoa, Chordata, Hyperoartia, Petromyzontiformes, Petromyzontidae. Gene Ontology annotation, molecular function: calcium-dependent cysteine-type endopeptidase activity. The record is from RefSeq and is a predicted model, not a curated record. Gene Ontology annotation, cellular component: cytoplasm. Gene Ontology annotation, biological process: proteolysis.
CUCCCCUCGUGUCCCUCCCGUGUCUCCCCCCUCUACCCCCGUGUCUCCCCCCUCUACCCCCGUGUGUCUUCCUCUACCCCCGAGUCUCCCCACGGCGCCAUGGUGCACGCGAAGGCCUACAAGGGCCAGGACUACGCGCGUCUGCGGCGCGCGUGCGCCUCCCGCGGGGAGCUCUUCCGAGACGAACUCUUCCCCGCCGGGGAGACGGCGCUGGCGCCCGCAGGGAGCGUGGCCAGCCGGGCGCCCUCGGGGCGCGUACAGUGGAAGCGCCCCAAGGAGCUGUGCGAUGACCCGCGUCUCUUCGUCGAUGGCAUCAGCGCCCACGACCUGCACCAGGGCUCCCUGGGGAACUGCUGGUUCGUGGCGGCCUGCUCCUGCCUCACACACAGGAAGAACCUGUGGACUACGGUGAUCCCCGACCACGAGGACCAGGAGUGGGACCCGGCGCACCCCGAGAAGUAUGCGGGGAUCUUCCACUUCCGCUUCUGGCGGUUCGGCGAGUGGGUGGACGUGGUGGUGGAUGAUUCGCUGCCCACGCUCGACGGGCAGCUGCUCUACUGCCACUCCAACUCGUCCAACGAGUUCUGGUCGGCGCUGCUCGAGAAGGCCUUCGCCAAGCUGUGUGGAUGCUACGAGGCUCUGGACGGGGGCAACACGGGCGACGCGCUCAUGGACUUCACGGGGGGCGUCUCGGAGUCGGUGGACCUGCUGGAAGGGGCCUUCUCGCAGCACGACAAUGACGAGAGGGAGAAGUUCUUCAGCAUGCUGCUCAAGGCAUACAGCCGCGGGGCGCUGCUCAGCGGAUCCAUACGGGCUGUGGGCUCGGCGGAGAUGGAGGCGCGCCUGGACUGCGGCCUGGUGAAGGGUCACGCGUACUCGGUGACGGACGUGCGCCGCGUGCGGCUUGGCCAAGGCCUGGUCGCGUUCUUCCGCGCGGAACGCCUCAACAUGAUCCGCAUGCGCAACCCCUGGGGACAGAAGGAGUGGAACGGGGCCUGGAGCGACGGCUCCGAGGAGUGGAAGAAGGUGAGCAAGGGGGAGCGUGAAGACAUGGGCGUCACCGUAGCAGACGAUGGGGAGUUCUGGAUGACGUUUGAAGACUGGUGCAAGUACUUUACAGACGUGGUGGUGUGCAGGAUCAUCAACACGUCGUAUUUCACCUUGCACAAGACCUGGGAGGAGGUGAUGCUAAAGUCGGCUUGGGUGACCGAUGAGAACCCGCUCAAGAACCGUGCCGGGGGCUGCAUCAACAACCGCAGCACAGCGCUGCAGAACCCACAGUUUGUGUUUGACGUGUGCAAGGCGGAGGACAUGGUGCUCGUGUGCCUGCAGCAGGAGGACCGGCGCGAGCAGCGCACGUCCGGGCGCAGCGGAGAAAACCUCGCCAUUGGCUUUGACAUCUACAGGGUGGAGCGCAAUCGUGAGUUCCGCAUGCACGCGUUGCAGCAGGAGAAGGUGGCGAGCUCCGUGUACAUCAACUCGCGCAGCGUGGUGCUGCGCCAGGAGCUCGCGAUGGGUCGCUACGUCGCCGUGGCCACCACCUUCGAGCCGCGGCAGCAGGGGCGCCUGCUGCUGCGCGUCUUCACCGACGUCGCGUCGCGUUGCAGGGAGCUGAUGCUGGACGUGCCACCGCACACGUGCUGGAGCGGCAUCGUGGGCUACCCCACCCUCGUCACCAGCCUGCACCUGGUCAGCGCCACCGGGCUGCCCCCAGGCUCCAGCCCCUACGCCGUGAUCCGGAGCGAAGGCAGCAAGGUGAGGAGCCGUCCCCACGCCGACACGCAGGAGCCCGCCCUGGACACCAAGGCGCUGUUCUACCGGCGCAAGCCCGACCAGCCCAUUGUGAUCGAGCUGUGGAACAAGAGCUGCGUCUGCUCCGAGUUCAUCGGCAGGGUCUCUGUGCCGGCCACGAUGGGCGACCUCAAGAGCAGCCACAGCAUGAGGUUGCAGGGCAGCGAGGGCAGCGACCGAGGCAGCGUCCUCAUCAGCGUCAACUCCAGCGACGACCUCGUGGCCAUCUGAGCCGCGUGGGGUCACGAAGGGUCACGAACGUAGAGCCCCCACCCCCCCCCACCCAAAACACGGGAGACC